Molecule: messenger RNA, 1528 nt
Organism: Dermacentor silvarum
Lineage: Eukaryota; Metazoa; Arthropoda; Arachnida; Ixodida; Ixodidae
Exons: 2
Coding region: 381-1313 (310 amino acids)
Source: RefSeq, a predicted model, not a curated record
UGCUCUUCUAUUUAGAAGCAGCUUCAAACUUUCGUGAUGGUCAGGCUUGCACUGAUAAGGAAAAUGCAUGGCUGCCUCCAUACUCAAGUACUGUGCCUUGUGCGCCACUUGCACACAUCGACUUUGCGUCAGCUACCACCAAGAAAAGGCGGCUAGAUGGACAUCGAUCAUCAUCCAAAAAGAAACCAGCCACCACUAUUGAGAGGCCUUCACAGUGCGAAUGGAAGGGCUUUCUCGACAGAAUUAAGAAGGCUGGCAAAUAUUCUGCAGUGUUGGCACUGAAAAAGGACUAUUGCGAGGAGUUCAUUCCUGUGCAAGUGAAGCACUCCACUGCUCUUCUCGGACACUUGGCAAGAGACAAGCCAUUGUCAAGGGAUGCGAUGCUGGAGGAGUGCGAAAUGUUUGCCCAGGCGUAUGUUGUAGAGCCAAAGGUCUGUAAAGAUGUGGAAGCGGCAACGAGAGGUCAGUCGGCCUCACCAACGUGGUUCGCCUUCAGAGCAGGCCGGGUCACAGCAUCGACAGCCCACGCAGCUUGUCGAACGACCUUGACUCAGCCAUCUGUGAGCCUGGUUAAGAAGAUCUGCUACCCGGAGGAGAGCAAGUUUUCUUCUGCUGCAACUAAUUGGGGUCUGCGCAAGGAGGACACUGCCAGGAACCAAUACGUUGCUGAAGCAUCCAGCCAGCACAAAGAGUUUGUUUGCAACAAGUCUGGAUUGCAUAUUAGUUCACAUGAGCCCCACAUGGCAGCAAGCCCAGAUGGCCUGAUUUCUUGUGCCUGCUGCCAAGAUGGCGUUUUAGAAAUUAAGUGCCCAUAUUCAGCUGCUUGUGUAAAGGACGUUGUGACCCAGAAAAGUGGCUGCUUAGAAGUUGCUGCUAGUGAUAAUACACUAAAGCUGAAACGACAACAUGCUUACUACACGCAAAUACAAAUGCAGCUUUUUGUUUGCCAGCGCAGCUAUUGCGACUUUUUUGUGUGGACACCAGCAGAUAGCCAUCUUGAAAGAAUCUUCCUGGAUGCCGAAUUUUGUCAAGGGGUCGUGAACAGGAGUAGGGAUUUUUUCAAGAUAGUCCUGUUGCCAGAGUUGUUAUUUAAGACCUGGACAACAUCUUCAGAGAACAAAAAUGGGCCUGAAGACUCUUCUGAUGACGGAGCACUGCAUUUCUGUUAUUGCGGUGGUCCAGAGUCUGGAGACAUGGUAGAAUGCAGUGGCCCAGACUGUGAGGGUAAAUGGUUUCACUUUCAGUGUGCCAACUUGAAGCGCCCUCCGAAAGCGAAGGCUUGGUUCUGCAAGGGUUGCAAACCCCGAAAGUGAUAAAUAUGCAUAUUUGUAGUCCUGUUAUAGGUAAUGUAAGUGCACACAUGAAAGGACCUAGUGAACUUGUUCUGUGAAAUUAGCCUUACAAAAUAUUGCUGCAUACAAGGGGAAACUGAACAGAGUCAUCAAACUGUUCACCUUAUCACUGAAUUUUACAUAGCGAAGUACAUUAUGAAGGAGCAGUCUAAUAAAUGUGGAAUCUUUGGAUGACA